UAUGGAAAAUAAGGUUAAAUUAAGCACCCAAGAUGGAGUGAUCAUUGAAGUAUUAAGAAUUUCUAUAUAGGUUGAUAAAGAAGUAGCUUGUAAAUCUCAUUUAAUCAAUACUAUUAUUGAUGAUACAGGUAGUGAAGAAGAAAUUCCAUUACCAAAUGUUAAAAGCAGUAUCUUAAAGAAGGUGAUUUAAUACUGCGAAUUACAUAGAAAUGAUACACCACCUGAAAUUGAAAAGCCAUUAAGAAGCAAUAAUUUGUAACACUUUGUACUUAAUUUUUAGGUCUGAUUGUGUGGAAUAAAAAGAUGCCGAAUUUAUUGAUAUACCUAAUUUAGAGGAACUAUUUGAUAUUAUAUUGGCUGCCAAUUAUUUAGACAUUAAGUCUCUUCUAGACUUGUCUUGUGCUAAAGUUGCUACUUAUAUUAAAGGUAUUUAGAUAAUCGAUUUUUUAAGGCAAAACCCCUGAAGAAAUUAGAAAAACUUUCAAUAUUUAAAAUGAUUUGACCUAAGAAGAAGAAUAAUAAAUAAGAGAAGAAAAUAAAUGGGCUGAGGAAACAAGUUGAU
Messenger RNA from Paramecium pentaurelia, 562 nucleotides. NCBI's taxonomy places the organism in Eukaryota, Ciliophora, Oligohymenophorea, Peniculida, Parameciidae. The record is from the annotation of a GenBank genome assembly.